CAGAGUGUUAUCUGAUCCACAUUUCAUUUCCACCACGAAAAGCUGAUCCAGCACAGCAUCCUCAUCAGGCACAACUAAGGAGAUGCGUGGCCUGCUGACGACCCAGAGCCAGAACGGCUACCGAGAGCAGAUCCAGAAGGAGAUGUUGACUCGUUUGGCCUGGAAAAGCCGCUACGCCAACCUCUACCCGUGUUACAAUCCCCGAAACAACAGCACAGAGUCAACACAGCUGCCCCGUCUGCCCGCUGACCCCCGGGCUGUCUUGCCACCUGUUACCAGGACGAUAGAGGAGCAGAGCAACCUUCCUCCUCGUCCUCCUCCUCCUCCUCCUCCUCGUCCUCCUGUGCUCUCUCUGGAGGGGGAGGGGCGUCUCAAUGUGCCCCCCCUGAUGAGGCCAGUUUCUCCUCAGACCAGACGUGCUCUCUAUCAGGACUCCUCUCACCAUGGUAAAGGGCGGAGUCUGUACUUACAGAGACGUGGCCUCGUCAGACCUGAGGAGAAGUUUGACUUUCCUCUGCUCUCGUCCUGGGAGUACGGCUGGAGGCUGGGUGACUACACUCUGGAUUACAGAACGCCAUCCCGCGCCAAGUCUUCAGUAGUGAAGAACACGUUCUACGCCAGGAACGGUGUGUUCUGCAGCGCGUCAGCCACCGACGCAAUGGGCUGAAGUUCAGCCUUCAUACACCAGAGGUCGCUCUUCAAUGAGAGUGUAGAACUGCAAACAGGCUUUAUGUGAUUAACACCAUUGGUGUUUGUUUUAAUACACACCCUGAUUUUGUUUUAGGGCGCUUGCACACCUGUAGUUUGGUAGACUUGGUGCAAUUUGGUGGAGAAGUUGCAACAUGGUUGCAUUUUUCAUUUGGUUCAGUUUGCGUUCACACUGCACUUUAGCAAACACACCAAACAUUGUAGACAAAUUCCAUAC
Messenger RNA from Sander lucioperca (pikeperch), 925 nucleotides. RefSeq lists its product as uncharacterized. The transcript is spliced from 5 exons. The coding region runs from base 83 to 667 and encodes 194 amino acids. NCBI's taxonomy places the organism in Eukaryota, Metazoa, Chordata, Actinopteri, Perciformes, Percidae. The record is from RefSeq and is a predicted model, not a curated record.